AUGCCAAACUUAAGAGAGACCAGGAUUUCCCUUCUCUAUACGUAUGAUUCGAGCAUUAUUAAUGAUGAAGAAUUCGUCUUGCUGUACGAUAUCAACACUGCAAAAAGCUCUGACUUGCCCUACUGGAAUUACGAGGCCUUUGAACCCGACAGCAUGUCCGGCGAUGAGUGUCAAGCGGAAUUUCGCUUUUAUAAGAACGAUGUCUAUGACUUAAUGGCGGUCUUGGGUUUUCCAGAGACAUUUACGUGCUACAAUGGCUUGACGGUAGAUGGUACCCAGGCUCUUUGCAUCUUUUUAAAAAUAUUUGCGUACCCUUGCCGUUAUCUCGAUAUGAUUCCGAGCAGGGCGGAUAAAGGUUGGGCGGUGAAACGAACGUGUCCGAGCAAAAAGGUGUGAUGCAAUGGACUGGGACUAUGUUAGAAAUGUCGCUUGUUUUCGACUUCGGUCAGGGCUUGCGAUGUGGUUUGUACAUUAGACACUGCCGCUGUCACUGAAUUUAGCGGCUUGAUUUGUUUUCUUGCACUUCUUCCUCGUUCCUUUGUACUGGUACGCUGUCUCCCAGAGGCAAAUGUUGCUAUUUUUUGCGGGAGGUUUAGUUGGAGUAGACAAACAUCUCUUUCAAAGGGUUUCUUUUAUUACUUCCAUGACUCUACCACUGAAUUAUAUUUUCGUUCUGCUACUCGCCAAUGUCGAUGUUAUUCCAAAACAAAAACAACUAAGUACUGUCUAAAACACGAAGGAAAAUCUCGUCCAUGUCAUCCAUGGCAAAACUAAAAGACAGCAGAUUGUUUUUCAUAACUAGAUGACGUGUAUUUUAUAAAUGGGUGCAGCUCGUGCAAGGUGAAAUUAUGCUAAUUUCAAUCACCAUCAUCCUUCUUUUUAAUUUUGAAAAAAAAAACAUCUCAUACGUCUUUCUGUUUCUUCGAAACUUCAAAAUUAGUUUCCCCUCAGUUUUUACUGUUUACCUUGGUUUUUAUUAGAGAGAAAAACGGAGAAAAAAACUUACAACUGACCUCAAUAAAUUUUGUUUACAUGCGGUUGCCGGAUUUGCAACGCAUUGCGCGAAUCGCCAUAGCGCGGCCCGAGAAGCAAAGUUUGAAGAAAUAUAACGCCACUAUAUCAAUAUAUAUCAAUCUAAUUUUUUGUUAUGUUAUACAAAAUUUAUCCGUCUUUAACAUAUGUAAAAAUUGAGGUUAAGAAGUGUUAAGCUUUUGCAAAGGAAACGGCGAAAGACGAUGAGGUGAUAUUUAGUGGAAGGAGGAGGUAUUCAACACUUUCAAAUUAAACUCAAACUUUGGCAUUAUACGACCAACAAGUUUGACUUAUAGACGCACAGACACAAACAUAUGAAACUGUUUAUUGAUAUUGUUAUGAAACGAAUUUACCUAUUUAACAUUGUAGCCUGAAUUUACAGAAAGAAAAUAUGAUUUCCUGUUUGCAAAAAGGAAAAUUUCGCCGGCCUUCAAGCGCGCCGGAAGAGCGGAAAUAGCGCUCGUGCCAGUCCUACUCCGCAUCACACAUUAAAUGAAGAGCGGAGCGCUCGUUUUACCGCCCAACCUUUAUCCGCCCUGAUUCGGAGGUUUGCUAGGCCCGUGCCUCAGCUCUGUAUGACAAGUACCAUGGUUAUGGACUAUUUAUAUACGCACUGG
Porites lobata is the source of this 1649-nucleotide messenger RNA. Lineage: Eukaryota; Metazoa; Cnidaria; Anthozoa; Scleractinia; Poritidae. The record is from the annotation of a GenBank genome assembly.